GCUGCCGAUGCAGUUCUGCGCUGCAGUUGACAUCAGUAGUUUGCGGCUUCAGUUUGCAUAUUUAUAAAAGGGAAUCGUUUCCUAAACCUUACCAAAGAAUUCUUGCAAAUUGUGCAUUUUUCAUGUGAUGGACGAAGACUACCUGAUAGUACCAAGCGGACCGCCGGAUUCCUACUGCCGGUUGUGUCUUUCGGAGUCCAAUGUCGAGCCCUUGCUGUUGGUUUCGGACGGUUUCCUCCAACCCAACCAGGGACUGGUAGAUCUUAUCAAGCGAUAUGUGGAAAUCGGGCUAUCCGCCACGAGGGAUAGCCCGUGCGGAAUUUGCCACACCUGCCGGAUGAUGCUGGAGGAAUUCGAGAGUUUCCGGGAACGGUGUCUGCGGUGCGAUUACAUCCUUACAGGGAAAGAGCGCAAUGUGCCAUUUGAGUGCAGCGAGUGUCCAAGCCGGUUCCGAUUCAAGACAGAGUUCGAACGGCACUGGAAGUUGUACCAUGAGAUGUUCUUCCGGUGCGAUUCUUGCGAAGCCGGAUUUUCAACGCAAGCCAUGCUGGAUGGUCACCAGGAGCAGUAUCACAAAGAAGGAGGGAACGAGAUGACUUUCAACUGCUCGUUCUGCUCGCGGAUAUUCGCCGAUGAGAAUCAGCUUCAAUUCCACGUUCGAUUGUCGCAUACGACGCCAACGUCAGUAACGGAUUUCGUUCCUCCGCCGGCCAAAAAGAGAAAACCGGCCAGGAAGCCGAAGCCUAUCCAACAAGAGCCCGAAAACAUCGAUAAGCCAUACCAGUGUAAAGCUUGUAAGAUUAGAUUUACCUUCAUUGGAUCUUUGACGCGCCAUUUAGCUGAGAAACACCGAAACUACGCUAGAUCGUCGAAAAAAAAAAAAUCCACGACUGUCGCUACGGGAAUUCAGUCCAGCAGUCCAAUGGCCACAGAUAGCUCAUUAAUGCCUGAGGUUAUGAUUCAGGAAAUCGAACCUUCAGCUAUGGCGUUUCCCUUCGAUAGGGAAAAUUCUGCCAUGAGUAACCACUUCUCAGCCCAAAAUGGAUCGGAACGAUCUAUAGUCUCACCGUUCGUCAUAGCUCUGAAUCGUUUGGAUCCCGACUUGAUCCCUCCGAUAGCAAACUACGAGAUUCCUUUGGGAAAGUUUUACCAUGCCUUGCAGAGGCAAGCGGACCCUGUUGAGGAACCGCCGAUGGACGACGAAAUCCUGAUGAACUAUCCUUCGUUUACGCGCAGAGUCCACAAGGCGGUCCGCUGUGAUCAAUGCUUGGCGGAGUUUUCCGAUAAACGGGGCCUCGAUCGACACCGGGCUAUCAAACACGACGGCGCCUACCACACGUGCCCGGAAUGUUUCCGCCAGUACCCGGACAAGAGCAGCCUGGAUCGGCACAGAUAUCUGCAUACCAAUGAUUUCCCCUACAAUUGCGACCAGUGUCCGCUGGGAUUCGUGCGGCAAUCGCUUCUGAACCAGCACAAGGAAAAAGCUCACUAUCCGGGGGCGCCCCCGAUUCAGCUGUACUAUUGUCCGUACUGCAGUCGGCCGUUUACCGUCAAACAGAAAAUCAAGUCCCACAUCAUGUUUCUGCACAGUGAUCAGAGCGAUGAUCUCUACAAUCUACCAUUCUAACGCAGAAGGAUUUGUGGCCAUUGAUCUACUGAAGUAGGUAUCUAUUUUAUAUAUAAAAGUAUAUUCUUCUAAAUUCUGUCGGAUCUGAGGUU
Molecule: messenger RNA, 1719 nt
Organism: Aedes aegypti (yellow fever mosquito)
Lineage: Eukaryota; Metazoa; Arthropoda; Insecta; Diptera; Culicidae
Product: zinc finger protein Xfin
Exons: 2
Coding region: 128-1627 (499 amino acids)
Biological process (GO): regulation of transcription by RNA polymerase II
Cellular component (GO): nucleus
Molecular function (GO): zinc ion binding; RNA polymerase II transcription regulatory region sequence-specific DNA binding; DNA-binding transcription factor activity, RNA polymerase II-specific
Source: RefSeq, a predicted model, not a curated record